Geosmithia morbida is the source of this 900-nucleotide messenger RNA. Its product is annotated as 1-acylglycerone phosphate reductase. The transcript is spliced from 4 exons. Gene Ontology annotation, biological process: phosphatidic acid biosynthetic process; triglyceride catabolic process. Gene Ontology annotation, cellular component: lipid droplet; endoplasmic reticulum. Gene Ontology annotation, molecular function: triacylglycerol lipase activity; acylglycerone-phosphate reductase (NADP+) activity. The coding region runs from base 1 to 900 and encodes 299 amino acids. The record is from RefSeq and is a predicted model, not a curated record. Lineage: Eukaryota; Fungi; Ascomycota; Sordariomycetes; Hypocreales; Bionectriaceae.
AUGGCUUCUACGCGCAAGACUACCGUCCUCAUCACGGGCUGCACGCCCGGCGGUAUCGGGCACGCACUAGCCGCUGAGUUCCACAAGAGAGGCUGUCACGUCAUCGCCACGGCGCGCAACCCGGACGUCCUCGAGGGUCUGCAGGCCGAAGGCUUCAGCACCGCUCAGCUCGACGUGACGGACGAGGAGAGUCUGCAGUCGUGCAGGGAAGCUGUCGAAAAGUUGACGGAUGGACGUCUGGAUAUUCUGGUCAACAAUGCCGGCCGCACCCACACGAUCCCAGCCCUAGACAUGGAGAUCGACGACGUGCGGGCCACGUACGAGGCCAACGUGUUCGGGCCCAUGCGCGCGGUGCAGGCCUUCAUCGGGCCCCUCAUGGCGGCGCGCGGCCUGAUCGUCAACAUCUCGUCCACGUCGGCGCAGGUGCCGUACAUGUUCGGGGCCAUCUACAGCUCGACCAAGGGCGCGCUCGACACGUACUCGCGCGCGCUGCGGCUGGAGCUCAGACCGUUGGGCGUGCGCGUCAUGGUGGCCGUCACGGGCACGGUCCGGUCCAACAUCGCCAGCCGCCAGCACCGCUCCCUGCCGGCCGGGUCCCUGUACCAGCCGGUCCGGGACGUGUUCGAGUGGCGGCUCACCUUCAGCCAGAACCACGGCACGGUCUCGACCGAGUCGUACGCCCGCGGCGUCGUCGACCAGGCCCUCCGCGGCGAGGGCUGGUUCGGCCACCUGAUCGGCGGCACGCCCGACUGGUUCUGGCACGGCGGCAUGUCGCGCCUCGUCUGGCUGACGACGCUCAUGCCCAGGUGGCUCAGCGAGAACGUCAUCUUCCCCAGGUACUGGAAGAUUGGGGAACUCACGCGCAGGAUCCAGGCUGCCGGUGCGGAGAAGUCGACCUAG